GUUUGUAAAUUUUAAUUUUUUAUAAUUUUUAAAUAUGGAUAUCUGUAAGUUUUUUCGUCAACAACAAAAAGAAAAAGAUAUAGAUGUUGCUCUUGCUAGUAAAAAUCAGCCAUCAGUUGAGUUGGUUUUCGUUGUAUCCUCAGAUGACGAAGAAAGACCAGACAUACCAUUACCACUCCAUGGGAAAACCAAUGAUGAGUUAGCUACAAAAUCAUCUGGAAAAUCAUCAAAUGAUGAAACACCACACCGUUCUCAAAAAGAUGUUUCACUUUACUUAAAUUUUCAUUUUAAAAAUGAUAAUGAAAAAUUGUUAGCUGUUGAAAAUAUUUGGAUACCUGACAAAUGUUAUAAAUUUCCAUUGCCCUUGGGCAAAAGAAAUUUAACCUUUCAAGCAUCCUGGCUUAACAAAUAUAAGUGGCUUGCUUACUCAGCCGAUGAAAAGGGCGCAUUUUGUAAAGUUUGCGUCAUAUUUUCCCCAAGAUAUGCUGGAAAUGGGUUACAAAAACUCAAAACAUUGGUAAGUCAAGUGUACACAAGAUGGAAAGAUGCGCUCGAAAAUUUUAAUUAUCAUCAAAAAAAUAAAUAUCAUCUUAAUUCCUGUGAGAUAAUGGAUUCUUUAAAAGAAAUCUCAAUGAAUCAAAAGAUAUCAAUAUCCAAUGUAUUGAAUAAAAAAAAUUUUGAUAUUGUUACAAAAUCGAUCAAGAAUAAUUAUAAUUAUUGA
Molecule: messenger RNA, 721 nt
Organism: Gordionus sp. m RMFG-2023
Lineage: Eukaryota; Metazoa; Nematomorpha; Gordioida; Chordodea; Parachordodidae
Exons: 4
Coding region: 35-721 (228 amino acids)
Source: RefSeq, a predicted model, not a curated record